Messenger RNA from Arabis nemorensis, 906 nucleotides. The record is from the annotation of a GenBank genome assembly. Lineage: Eukaryota; Viridiplantae; Streptophyta; Magnoliopsida; Brassicales; Brassicaceae.
AUGGCCGACGAUUGGGAUCUCCACGCCGUAGUAAGAGGCUGCUCAGCCGUGAGCUCAUCAGCAACCACCGCAACCACCGUCUUCUCCGGCGGUGCUUCAUCUCACACAAGCCCUUUAUUCACCGUCGAAAAACAGAGAAAUACCGUCGUCUUCGGAGAGAUCCGAGAUCUCUACACGCCGUUCGGACAAGACUCAAAUACCUCCGUCGUCUCUUCUUUCUCUUGUCUGAAUUACCCAGAAGAACCAAGACAGAGACAGAACCAGAAACGUCCUCUUUCUCUCUCUGCUUCUUCCAGUAGCGUCACAAGCAAACCCACAGGCUCCAGUAUCUCUAGAUCUAAAAGAAGAAAGAUACAGCAUAAGAAAGUGUGCCAUGUAGCAGCAGAAGCUUUAAACUCUGAUGUCUGGGCAUGGCGAAAGUACGGACAAAAACCCAUCAAAGGUUCACCAUAUCCAAGAGGAUAUUACAGAUGUAGUACUUCAAAAGGAUGUUUAGCCCGUAAACAAGUGGAGCGAAAUAGAUCCGACCCGACAAUGUUUAUCAUCACUUACACGGCGGAGCAUAACCACCCAGCUCCAACUCACCGUAAUUCUCUCGCCGGAAGCACUCGUCAGAAACCAUCUGAUCAGCCGAAGAUUAAAUCUCCGACGACCGCGACUUCUUCAUCUUCUCCGGUGACUUCAGCCGACGAAUUUGUCUUUCCCAUGGAGGAUCUAGCGGUGGGAGGAGAUCUCGACGGAGACGAGGAUCUGUUGUCUAUGUCGGAUACGGUGGUGAGUGAUGAUUUCUUUGAGGGAUUGGAGGAAUUCGCCGCCGGAGAUAGCUUUUCCGGUAACUCAGCUCCGGCGAGUUUUGACCUUUCUUGGGUUGUAAACAGCACCGCAACGACAAGUGGCGGAAUAUGA